This is a messenger RNA of Saprolegnia diclina VS20, 417 nucleotides long. RefSeq lists its product as hypothetical. The transcript is spliced from 3 exons. Bases 1 to 417 code for a protein of 138 amino acids. NCBI's taxonomy places the organism in Eukaryota, Oomycota, Saprolegniomycetes, Saprolegniales, Saprolegniaceae. Gene Ontology annotation, cellular component: plasma membrane; endoplasmic reticulum membrane. Gene Ontology annotation, molecular function: glucosidase activity. Gene Ontology annotation, biological process: (1->6)-beta-D-glucan biosynthetic process. The record is from RefSeq and is a predicted model, not a curated record.
AUGUACAUCGACUACAUCCGCGUCUGGCAAGACACGUCUACGGGCUCCAAGAUGAGCUAUGGCGCACAUCACUCGGGCAAGGACCUCCACGCGGACUUGAGCUUGAUUGAUGGCAAGGGCCCGCUGCACUGGGGUAUCAACUACAAGGGCACGUGCUUCCCGAUCGCAAACGGAUACAAGGGUGGGUUCCUCUGCGAUCGCGACAGUCAGAACCCAAAGUGCGACGAGCCACGCCAAGACUGGCAAGCCCCGACCGCCAUGAUGGAGCCAUUCGAGUAUCAAAUGGACGCGAUUUCGGCCAAUUGGGACGUGAGCUACGAAGCGUACACGACCUUCUACAAGUACCAGCUCGAGUGGUACGAUGAGAUUGCAGUUACUCCAGCUGCAAAGUGCAAUGUGACUCAUCGUGGUGAUUAG